CCCCAGCGGCAGGCGCACGUUUUGCCGGGGGAGCUACGGCGCGUGCGCAGGCGCGGCGGCGGCGGCGGUGGCGCGUCAUGGCGGUCGCACGGUUGUGCCGGGCCUUCGGGGCGCUGCUGCUGCCGGCGGCGGCGCCGCGGAGCGCCCCGGCCCUGACGGCGCAGCGCGGCCCGCCUCCGGCCACAGUGCCCUGGCUCCCGCCGCCCGGCGGCCCCUGGAGGGGGCUGAGCGCCUCGGCGCCGCGCCGCACCACCGACCCGCUGUGGAAGUGCCGCGUCAAGUACACGGUGCGGCCCGUGGGCAUGAAGAAGACGGGCGGCCGCGACCACACAGGCCGCAUCCGCGUGCGGGGCAUCGGCGGCGGGCACAAGCGGCGGUACCGCAUGAUCGACUUCCAGCGGCUGCGGUACGAGGAAGGGGCCCCGCCGGCACCCUUCGAGGAGAAGGUCAUCAACGUCUGCUACGACCCGUGCAGGUCAGCUGACAUCGCCCUGGUGGCCGGUGGCAACCGGAAGCGCUGGAUCAUUGCCACGGAGAACAUGCAGCCAGGGGACAUCAUCAAGAAUUCAUCUCAUAUAGGCCGGAUGGCAGUGUCAGCCAACGAAGGGGAUGCCUAUCCGCUGGGGGCUCUGCCUGUGGGCACGCUGAUCUGCAACCUGGAGAGCCACCCUGGGAAGGGGGCGCAGUACAUCCGGGCAGCUGGGACUUGUGGGGUGCUGCUGAGGAAAGUGAAUGGGACGGCCAUCGUGCAGCUGCCCUCCAAAAGACACAUGCAGGUGCUGGAGACCUGCGUGGCCACAGUGGGCCGUGUGUCCAAUGUCGACCACAACAAGCGGGUGAUUGGGAAGGCAGGCCGGAACCGCUGGCUGGGCAGGCGCCCGCACACAGGCUUGUGGCAUCGUAAGGGUGGUUGGGCUGGGCGCAAGAUCAAGCCUCUCCCACCCAUGAAGAGCUAUGUCAGCCUUUCCCGGGCUGUGGUGCAGGAGUGAUGUGGAGGCCAAUAAAGCAUCCUUCACCCUA
Dromaius novaehollandiae (emu) is the source of this 1020-nucleotide messenger RNA. RefSeq names its product mitochondrial ribosomal protein L2 (gene MRPL2). The coding region runs from base 78 to 989 and encodes 303 amino acids. Lineage: Eukaryota; Metazoa; Chordata; Aves; Casuariiformes; Dromaiidae. Gene Ontology annotation, cellular component: ribosome; mitochondrial large ribosomal subunit. Gene Ontology annotation, biological process: mitochondrial translation. Gene Ontology annotation, molecular function: RNA binding; structural constituent of ribosome. The transcript is spliced from 6 exons. The record is from RefSeq and is a predicted model, not a curated record.